AUGAUCACUGAUCAGGCUCUCUAUAAGCUCGCGAAUGAAGAUGUCGAGAUAUCCAUUGAUUUGGUAGCCAGUGAAGUCGAGGUCGCAGGUUCGAAUAUCGGAUUCGCAUUCAGUGCCAUGGAAAAGCAGCUUAUGGAAUCUAGCGGGACAACACAGGCAUUCUUCAAACAUGAGAAGAAGCUGUUUCAGACCAUAGUUCAACCUAGUGGCGCAAAAGUGUUCCGAAAGAUCAGCAAGAACGACGCGAUGCUCGGCGAUAACAGCCGAUAUCAACUAGCGUGGCAGCGGGCGCUGACUCCUGUGGGCUUUCAAGCACAACGUCGUGCUUGA
Parastagonospora nodorum SN15 is the source of this 330-nucleotide messenger RNA. RefSeq lists its product as hypothetical. NCBI's taxonomy places the organism in Eukaryota, Fungi, Ascomycota, Dothideomycetes, Pleosporales, Phaeosphaeriaceae. The transcript has 2 exons. Bases 1 to 330 code for a protein of 109 amino acids. The record is from RefSeq and is a predicted model, not a curated record.